AAGUUGUCUAAAACCUCUCCUUUUCCUCCAUUUUUUAAUGACCCACUUUUCGUUUUUUGAAAUUUUGAAUUUCAACUCCGUUCUUUUGUAAAUGCCCUUUUGACGCUGAUUUUUGUGUCCCUUCUCCACACUACAACCCCUUCUUAACUCUCUUUGUUUUCGCCAAAUCCCACUUCCACAUUCUUCGCUCUGUUUGUGUUUUUCUUUUUGAGAAAUGAAGGAAAUCAAACACUUGUUUGUUUUCCCUGAAACUUUGUUUCUGCUGUUGGUUCUUUGAUCCAGUUGCAACCCACUUGAGGAUGAAGAAACGGUAGCGUCAUAAAGGGUGUGAAGAAGAAAUCUAAGGACACUAGAAGAUUAGAAAUAGGAAAUUUCAUGCUGAAAACUGUCUAAUUAGUAGCAUUUUUGUUUAUAGGAACGUAACAUAAGAUGAUGAAGUCGCAAGGAUAUGUUAAAGGAAGAGCACCGACCAAGGUUACUGCUCAACAGUUAGUGUUUGAGUUGAAACAGAAGGUGGUUUUUGCAUUGAACAAGCUUGCAGAUCGCGAUACUUACCAAAUUGGGUUUGAUGAGCUUGAAAAAACAGCUGAGUGCAUAGCUCCUGAUAUGAUUCCACCUUUCUUGUCCUGUAUAUUGGACACAGAUUCAGAGCAGAAGAGUGCAGUUCGACAGGAAUGCAUUCGGCUAAUGGGUACACUAGCCAAGUUCCACAAAGGCCUUAUUAGGCCUCAUCUUCGUAGAAUGGUUGGGAGCAUUGUGAAACGGCUUAAGGAUCCAGAUUCUGCUGUGAGGGAUGCGUGUAUAGAGACUUGUGGAAUUUUAGCUUCAAAAUUGAUUAAUGCUGGGGAUGAGAGUGAAGAGGUUUUUGUUACUCUUGUUAAACCAAUCUUCGAAUCCUUGGGGGAACAACAUAAGCAAAUGCAAUCAGGUUCAGCAUUUUGUUUGGCAAGGAUUAUUGACAACACUCAGGAUCCACCUAUUUCAAUUUUGCAGCGGAUGUUGGCAAGAACCACAAAGCUUCUUAAGAAUCCGCACUUUAUGGCAAAGCCAGCUGUGAUUGAUUUGAAUAGAAGUAUUAUCCAGGCUGGGGGUGCUUCAAAUCGAAAUGUUCUCUCUGCUGCAAUUCUUGGCAUUCAAGAAGCUCUCAAGAAUAGUGAUUGGACAACUCGUAAAGCUGCAUCUGUUGCGUUAGGUGAAAUUGCUGCGAGUUCUGGUUCCUUCCUGGGGUCUUUUAAGGCUUCAUGCAUUCGCUCCCUUGAAUCAUGUCGAUUUGACAAGGUGAAACCAGUUAGGGACAUUGUACUCCAAACCCUUCAGUAUUGGAAUAACAUUCAAGGAUCGAAUACUCCUGAACCUUCAGAAGCUGGAUCAUCGAUCAAAGAAAACCUUUCUGGGGGUGACUUCAGCGAUGUUACUAGUUCAGUAGAACAUGGAAAGAGGGACGCUGCUAUUAAGAGAGUAGGUGUGGGAUCCACCAGAGGGAGGAUUCCACUAAACAUGAGGAAAACUUGUCGAAAGUAUUUGGAGAACACACAAUAUUUUAAAGCAAACGAUUGCCAUAUUGAAAUAGCUGUUCCAGAAAAGCGCAAUCAGUCUUUAUCAGGAUUUCACACUGAAGAAUCUGAAGGUAGUACGGUCACAAAGACAUUUCAAGGAGUGAGUACUGAUGCUACAGACAUGCAAGAUGUUGAAUAUGACUAUGUCAGAAUGGAUGACAAACAAGAAUGUUCCUCUGUAUCCAAUUUUUUACCUGGACAAGAAUUUGGUACAGUUUACCGUGAGAGUCUUGAAGAAACAAGUAUGCACAAGUCAAAGGAUAGAAAUAAGCGAUUUGUCAAUGAAGGGGUUACUAGUGAUGGAGAAAUAUACUCAACGAAGGUGAAGGAUCGUAGAAGUCUUGAUUCUGUGGUUACAGAGUCUAGCUGUCAAGUUGUACAAGAAUGUGACUCAGAAAUUUCAAAUGAUAUGGCUUGCAUUCGAAAGCAUCUCCUAGAAAUUGAAAACAAGCAGUCGAACUUGAUGGAUUUAUUCAAGGAGUUCACUUCGGGCAUAAUGGAUAGCUUGUCAGCGAUACAAUCAAGGGUAGUGGGAUUAGAACACAUUGUUUAUGGAUUAUCUCAGGAUCUUUUGAGUGGAAGUAGAUAUUCUGACGUUUCAAACUCAAAAUUCAUGAAGCAGAACCAAAGCUUGAAUUCUCCUAGGCUUUCUACAUGCACUCCGAGGCCAUCUGUAGAUGUUCCAGGCAGACAGUCUUCCUUAUUAUCGCUUAAACAUACUAGCAUAUGGGAUGAAAAUGUUGCUGUUAGAAGCCGAUUGAGUAAUGCAACUAAACAUGGAAGUGAUAUUUGGAGGAAGACCAAUUCAGUUAAGAAUCCUCCUGAGAAGGAACUCCAGAAAUAUUGUGAAGAGGGAAUGCAAAAUAGUAGCAGUCGUCACUUGCGAAAUACUAAUGCAGUGUUUGCUUCAUCUCCCUGUGCAACUGUCAGACAAUUUUCAGACGGCAAGAACAACAUUUCUAAAUGUGUGUCCAGUUUCCUACGGCAAGGCGAUGUGGAUGCAGCGUACGUGGAAGCCUUACGUUCCAGUGAUGAGAUUGUUCUGUUUGAACUUCUCGAUCAAACAGGGCCUGUUCUUGAAUGUUUAUCACCUAAAACUAUCAGCCAUAUCCUUCGCAUUUUGGCAUCAUUCCUCCCUGAGCAAAGAUUUAUUCGCUGUAUAAUACCAUGGUUGCAGCAGGUAGUUGAUUUGAGCACAAUGCAUGGAGCAAAUUCUCUCGGUCUCUCGGCCAAAGACAGACAAGAAUUUGUACUUGCCAUCCAGGAGGCUUCAAAAAGUGAAUUUUCUAAUCCUUCAGAGACAAGACUUGUCACUCAGCUAGCAACAAAAUUGUGCUACAUAUGGGGAAAAUGCUCGUGAUCCCCCACAGGAAGCGGUAAAUUGUCAAGUUGUUUCCAGAUCCAGAAUAGAUUUCGAGUAAGCGUUCUUUUGAUUCUUAAACACUCUCUAACCUAGCCAAAGGGUGAUGUAACAGUACAUUUGUAGUUUUUAGAGAUUUUCUAUGCUCAUUUUCUCGUGUAAGUUGAUUUAUAGGCUGUAGCUGAAUUGGAAUGAAAUUUCAUCAUUGUUCUCCAAUGUCGAAAAUGUGUUUGUUUUCA
Cucumis melo (muskmelon) is the source of this 3155-nucleotide messenger RNA. RefSeq names its product TORTIFOLIA1-like protein 2. The transcript has 8 exons. Bases 430 to 2916 code for a protein of 828 amino acids. NCBI's taxonomy places the organism in Eukaryota, Viridiplantae, Streptophyta, Magnoliopsida, Cucurbitales, Cucurbitaceae. The record is from RefSeq and is a predicted model, not a curated record. Gene Ontology annotation, molecular function: microtubule binding. Gene Ontology annotation, cellular component: microtubule.